UCCUUUUUAAUGAUACCAGACUGUUGCUUCAGCAUAUUAUUAACAUUAUUUGGUUGGCUGCAUGUGGUUGGCUGAUUGCUUAGUGAUUUGUGUUUUAUGUAUGAAAUGCUAACUUCCUUUUUGAGGAUACAUGCUGACACCAGAAGGCAAGGAAGCAGCACGUGAAUGCCUCAUGAAAUCUAAACUGGAAGACCCCUUAGAAAAUAUGGUUGAUGUGGAAAGGGUUUCACAACCAGACGCGCAAAAUGCAUCUGUUCAGGAGUUAUGCGAUUCUGAUUUGUGUACAGAAGAGACAACUGAAAAAGCUGUUUUUCAGUCGAAAAAAUCCAUUGAUGUUCCUUUUGAUUGUCUUGAAAGGUGUACUCACAUGGAGUACUCGAAGGAACAAGUUCUUUCUGCUUUUGCUGAAGUCUCUGAAACUUCGAAGAACAAGGAGAUUUCUUCACUUUUGCCAGCAGUCUUGUGUCGUCUUCGAGAAGAUUAAGUUUAUGAGGCCAAGUUCAAAUGAUCUAACAGCAGAUAUGGAUGUCUUAAGCAUUCCGCCUCUGAGCUUUGGGGAGAGGUUUGAGGAUGUAUAUGAAGUAAUCUUAAUAUUAGAUGAUCGAGAGCAAUUUACCAGUCAAGGUGCACGGUCCAAGAAAAUGUUGGAGAAGAUUUGCGCAGAAUUCAAAAUCAAAAUAAAUUUGACAUAUGAAUUCUUGAUUACGGAUGAUGAGAUGCUUAGACGGAUCAACUCACCAUCCAUGUCUAAGAACCUCAACACCGAUCGAUCACAGAGAGUCUUGCAGAUGAACCAACGUACAUUAGGAGAGUGGCUUAAGAAAGAGCCAAUCCGUGCAUAUAGCCCGAGUUCUGACUUGUCGUCACCAUCACCGUUAUCCCCGCUUACCCUGGCCCCUGCACCGAAAAUGGUGAACUUUCUAUCUGCCCUUCGGGGACUGUCACCGAAAUUGAUAGUUAUAACCGAGCAGGAAUCCAAACAUAACGGCUCUACUCUAAUGGAGAGGGUAAUGGAAGCAUUGAAUUUCUAUGCUGCACUCUUCGAUUGCUUAGAGUCUACGGUAUCGAGAGCUCCGAUAGAGCGACAAAAGGUCGAGAAGAUGCUUUUCGGGGAGGAAUUAAGAACAUCAUAGCUUGCGAAGGUGUUGAGAGAAAGAAGAGACAUGAAAAGGUUGAGAAAUGGAUUCUGAGAUUCGAGUUGGCAGGGGUUCGAAAGGGUGCCAUUAAGCUACCAUGGCAUGUUGCAGGCGGGACGAUUGUUGCAGACCAAUAACUAUGAUGGUUAUAAAAUCAAAGAGGAUAAUGGACGUGUGGUAAUCUGCUGGCAAGAAAGACCUCUGUAUUCAAUGUCAGCCUGGGGGGUUAGACCCUAAAACUUUUAAGAUAUUUAGUUUUUACACAUUCUUUGUGUGCGCUUGUUUCCUACUUUAUCUUGUUCGUGUCUCUGUAAAGAAUAUCAGGUUUUUCUCUGCGUUCUCAUAAUGUUGUUAUGAAAA
Messenger RNA from Hibiscus syriacus, 1496 nucleotides. RefSeq lists its product as uncharacterized. NCBI's taxonomy places the organism in Eukaryota, Viridiplantae, Streptophyta, Magnoliopsida, Malvales, Malvaceae. The coding region runs from base 213 to 1133 and encodes 306 amino acids. The transcript has 5 exons. Gene Ontology annotation, cellular component: nucleus. Gene Ontology annotation, molecular function: sequence-specific DNA binding; DNA-binding transcription factor activity. The record is from RefSeq and is a predicted model, not a curated record. Gene Ontology annotation, biological process: regulation of DNA-templated transcription.